AUGUAUGCAUGAAAAAGCUGCUUUGUUAUUGUUUAUGUAUCAAAAUAUCAGAUUCUUGUGAUCUUUUUUCUAUGGCGUUAUAAGAUUAAAUCUUGAGACAUAACAGAUGUAUCCAACCACUAUUUAGACCACUACACCAGAGCAUGCAGAAUGCCAAUGCUUUGAUGUUUAUAUUAUAAAGUGGUUUUGGGAUCAUAUUUUUUUACUUGUUUCAAGAAUCCAAAACAUAGCAAAUUCUCUCUGAUUUCAUAAUGAAAUGUCUUUUACGAAAAUUACUACAUUUUCGCGUUAAGAAUUACAAUUAGCAUUUUUUUUACAAUUAUUAUAAUAAUUAUUUAAACGGGUUAUCAAAAUAUUUCUUACCUUUUCAUUAGGAUCUAUAAAGUUUGUUGUCAGACUCGGAACUGCAUCCAACUCAAAUAUGUAAUCUGGCUUUGUUUUGUUUUGAAUCUCAGUUUUAUUUGAUUUCAAUAUUUAUAAAAUCACAAUUAGCAUUUUUAGAACUCUUUAAUUUGAUAUGAUUGGUUAAUAUACAUGUUUCAAAUUAUAUUUACCAGGUGAAUUGCAGCCAUACAUUCACACUAACUUUGUCUAAAUAAUUGAUAAUGUUAGUAAAUUCAAUAAGAUACAUAAUGCAUACAUGUCAACAUGUAUUUGAUAAAGCAACUCCACAUAUAUAUUUGAAGUAAUAAAGGGUUUGAAAACAUUUUAAAAGAGAGAGCUUAUAAGUAAAAUGAUUUAUUGAUUUGGAAAGAAAAUACUUCUAGAAUAAGAUGAGAACAUAGUUAUGACAUAUAUUGAUAAUUGAUAUUAUAUAGUGUAAAUGCUGAUUUUUGACCCAAAGAAACAAAUAGUGUAAGUGCUGACAAUAAUACAUAUCCAAUAUACAUACAUAAAUGUGUACAUAUAGUACAAUAGAGAUAAUGGAAAAUGCAUGUUUGAGGAAGUUGCAUUUAAGGUUACUUAAAGACAUCUCGGGCUGACAUUGUUUAGACCACAUUGAAUGCUAUACUUUGACUAUUGCGUCUUGUUUUCUAUUUCAGAUAAAUUUAACUUUUAUGAUUCAAGUUUUUUUUUCGUUUUCCACUAGUAUUAAAAUAUGUAAUAUGAUUCGCCAAUAACUAAUAAUUAGAGAUUUGAAUGGGCAUUGAUGAUUGCAGGUCAUUAAAACGAAAGUUAACACCCAACUAUAGUGUAUUUGAGCAAUUAAUAUUAAUUAGAAUGAAAAUUUAUAGUAAAGCAUACCCCUCAAAAUAAUAUAUUGGUCCCAUCCAAAGAAUCCGUGGAUGCAAAAGUCGAUCAUGUAUAUACUCUAGUGUAGCUAAACAUAUUAGCUACAUAUAAAAAAAAAUUGAGAUGAUUAACUUAUCUACAAUGAGGAACAAAUAAAACAUACUCCAUCUGUUCCUGAAAGUAAGAUUUUUUAGAGUAUGCACGCUUAUUAAAAAUUUAAUAAAUGUUUAUAAUUUAAUUUAUUUUUUACUUUAUUAUAUACUUUCCAAUAACUUUCCACCAAUGAAAUUUAAUCAAUUCAAAUAUUCUCAAUUAAUGUUCCUCAAAAGUGUAAAAAAGUACCUUAAUAAUAUAGAAAAUCUAUAUUUGUGGAACAAGAAAAAAACCUAAAACAUCUUACUUUCGGAAACGGAUGUAGUAUGAUUUAUAAAUUGUGGGAGGUUUAAAACACAAAGAUUAGGUAUACAUCUUGUGUUGUGUAAUACUAGUUAAUUAAUAAAAAUGACAUUAAGAAUAUGUGAUUUUAAUUAAUCAUGAUUUCACAGAAAAAAACAUUUUGUUAUAAGAAUGUGUGAUUUUAAUUAAACCAUUGGUAUUGCGAAUUUCCAUUGCCAAUAUCUGAUUUAAUCUGCAAGUGAUAUUAAUUCAUCUGCAUCAUGAUUCCUAUGAUUAUUGGAUUAGUUAAGAGCAAGUUUAUUGAUGUCCUUUAAAGAAAAGUUGUUAAGCAUAAUUACACUUAAAAUAAAGGAAAAAAUGAAGAAAAGAGGUGGAACGUACCUUAUUUAAGCAAAGGAAUGGACGUUGCUUCCAUUACUUCUUCAUCUUUUGUUUGUCUCUCUCUAUGACCCCACUUAAGAGACAUUUAAGAGUUUUACCAUUAAACAUGCUCAAGGCUCCAAAAUCAGAAUGUAGAUACCGGUGUGUGAAUCAUGUGUUGUUGUUCUCUGUCAAAUAACAAUAAAUCAUAGUAUUUGUUUGAAGAAAGAGCUGAUAGAAAAGUAUUAAUAUCACUUGAUCCCAUAUCAUAAAUGAUAACUGAAAAGCAUAUGUUCUUGUUAUUAUUUUUAAACAAAAUAGAACAUACAAUAGAAGAAUAACAUGCAGGUAGUAUAAAUAUAUUACAUAGUAUAUUUGAGACAUACAGUGGCUUAGCACUGAUGUUCAAUAACGUAGGCCGUUGAAAAAGAGGUUGAUGAUAACCAUUACGUCAAACCAAACAACAUCGUCGGUGGUGAAAAAUGAGUACUUUGGUUUUGUUCUCUACUGAGGAUUGACACAUUAGCCACUAUCAUGGACUGUAAAUUUAAACUCAUAAACCUUCUUCUAAAAGUGCCCUUUCUGCUUUUAACAUUUCAUGUAAUAAAAUAAACUUGUGUAAUACAUUUGCUGACAAAUAAACAAGUUAGGUAUUAUUUUCAUGUCCAUGGUAAAGAAAAAAAGGAAGUAGCUAUGUGUUCAAACUAGACAACAACAACAAACCCACGCUUUGACAUUGGCUGAUCCCUCUUUGAAUCCCCCGUGACUAAAAAAAGAGGAAAGAGAAAGUCGUCUGAAUUACAAUAUUUCAUGCCAAGAUUAACAAAACAAAAAUUUUACAAAAAAAAAAAGAGAAAAAUGAAGAUAGAUGCUCCAGCUUGUAAUUUGUUUAAGGGGGCUUCAUUUAAAGCAGAGUAGAUAACAGAGUGUAAUGGUUUUCCACAGUUUUUCAUUAAUCCAUUCAUAUCUUGACCAAAAAAAAUAAAAAGCCAUUCAUAUAAGUUUAUGUUUUCAGGUGAAAAUAAAUACACUAGUUCUACCAAAAAGUAUAGAUUUUACAACCAAAGAAUUCGACCCAAAAAAAAACAAACAUAAAGAAAGACAGAAGUUACUUCCAUUACAAUCAAUUAGAUCGGUCUUCUUCUUCCACUUUGAAAAGUCGUAACAUGUUUGGUUAAAAAGAGAAAUGACCCAAGUGGUCGGAUCUGUCCAAAAUUAGUUGCGACGGUCACAAGCGGCAAAGAUAAAAAAGCAAACAGAUUUGAAGGAAACGGCUCAAAGAGAGUUUUGAUUAAGACUCUCGCAUCUCUCUCUCUCUCUGUUUCAGACCCACUUGUCGUCUUCCCUUCCUCUCUAUCACAGACCAAACUUAAAACAUCAUUAAAUGUAAGACAGAGAGGCAAACACAAAACCCUAGUUUUCCCCUAAAAGUAAUCCAACUUCUGCGUUUUAAUCUCUCUCUCCUUAUUCCUUCCCGUCUGAAAGUUUAGAGCUUUGUAACAAGGCGCAAGCGAGUUCUUAUUUCUCUGUUUUGAUUCUCUACUGAUUCUUCUCCGACACAGAAUCUUCUUGUUCUGUUUUGUUAUGCAUACUGUUCACAUGUCAAGUCUCUAAAAUUUGUCUUUUUCUAUCUUUCUGGGAAUAUAUAUAUAUUUUUUUAUCUCUCAGAUCCAUUGACUUGAUCCACAAGUUUAGAUCUUUUUCAAGAUUUAAUACUUGUCCGGUCGUGUAAAAUAAUGGGUUCCACGAUCUUCGAAGCAAAAGCCAUGAGAAUCUUCUUCACCGUCUUCUUAACAUGUCUAGCUCUCUUCCCGGAUCCUCUACACGCCGGUGUAGCUAACACUGGGAGCAUCACCCCAGGGUUUAGUGGAUCUCAGAUGAACUACAUCAACAACAACGGCAUCUUCCUCGAAUCCAACAACUCAAACUUUGGUUUCGGCUUCGUAACCACGCAAGAUUCCGUCACUCUCUUCACUCUCAGCAUCGUCCACCAAGCCAGCUCGAGGGUCAUCUGGUCAGCGAACAGAGCUUCCCCUGUUUCGAACUCCGACAAGCUCCAGUUCGAAGCCAACGGAAACGUAGUGCUCCGUAGAGAACAAGGAGGAGGAGAAGGAUCCGAGGUUUGGAGAUUGGACAGUUCUGGCAAAAACGUCUCGAGAAUCGAGCUUCGCGACUCCGGGAACCUCGUUGUUGUUUCCGGUGAUGACGGAGCUACGAUCUGGGAGAGCUUUGAUCAUCCAACAGAUACUCUGAUAACGAAUCAAGCCUUUAAACAAGGCAUGAAGCUCACUAGCAACCCUUCUCCUUCGAGCAGCGUGAGUUAUACUCUUGAGAUCAAAUCAGGAGAUAUGGUUUUAUCUGUGAACACCUCGUUGACUCCUCAAGUGUAUUGGUCUAUGGGGAAUGAAAGAGGAAAGAUCGUUAACAAAGACGGUGUAGUGACGUCAUCUUCUCUACUCGGGAACUCGUGGAGGUUCUUUGAUGAGAACCGGUCUUUGUUAUGGCAGUUUGUGUAUUCGGAUGAUAAAGAUGGUAACGCUACUUGGAUCGCGGUUUUGGGAAACAACGGUGUGAUCACUUUUUCGAAUCUCGGCGCUGGUGCGUCUGGAGCUGAUGCUUCCACUAAAAUCCCAAACGAUCAGUGCGCAACACCCGAGCCUUGCGGGCCUUACUACGUCUGUUCUGGUGGUAAAGUGUGUGGAUGUGUGUCCGGGUUGUCAAAAGCUCGGUCUGAUUGCAAAUCCGGGAUCGUGUCUCCUUGUAAGAAGAAUGAAAACAAUGCAACAUUGUCUGUGCAGCUUGUGAAUGCUGGAGAUAAAGUUGACUACUUCGCUCUAGGUUUUGCUACACCCUUCUCCAAGAGAACUAGUCUUGAUAGGUGUAAAGAGUUUUGCAACAAGAACUGCUCGUGCCUCGGUCUUUUCUUCCAGAACAGUUCUGGUGACUGCUUCUUGUUUGAUUGGAUUGGUAGCUUUAGAAACUCUGGAAAUGGAGGAUCUGGCUUCGUCUCUUACAUCAAGGUGGCUACUAAUGAUUUGGGAGGUGGAGAUGAUGGGAAACACUUUCCUUAUAUAGUAAUUAUUAUCUUGGUGACGGUUUUCAUCAUCUGUGUGUUGAUCUUUGCGGCUUUCCGGAUUCAUAGGAGAAAGAAAAUUCUUUUUGAUGAGUUAGAACAGAGUUCAGAGGAGGAUAACUUCUUGGAGAAUCUUUCAGGAAUGCCUAUCCGGUUCGCUUAUAAAGAUCUUCAGUUAGCGACGAAUAACUUCUCCGUCAAGUUAGGUCAAGGAGGGUUUGGUUCGGUCUAUGAAGGGACUUUACCUGAUGGUUCUCGUUUAGCUGUUAAGAAGCUUGAAGGAAUAGGUCAAGGAAAGAAAGAGUUCAGAGCCGAGGUUAGUAUCAUCGGAAGCAUUCACCAUCUACAUUUGGUGCGGCUCAGAGGUUUUUGCGUGGAAGGCACGCAUAGACUUCUCGCCUAUGAGUUCUUAGCUAAAGGCUCGUUAGAGAGAUGGAUAUUCAGGAAAAAAGAUGGAGAUGUUCUGUUGGAUUGGGACACAAGGUUCAAUAUAGCGUUAGGAACAGCGAAAGGUUUAGCUUAUCUACAUGAAGAUUGCGACGCAAGAAUCAUCCAUUGUGAUAUUAAACCUGAGAACAUCUUGUUGGAUGAUAACUUCAACGCCAAGGUAUCUGAUUUCGGACUAGCUAAGCUCAUGACACGCGAGCAAAGCCAUGUCUUCACGACCAUGCGUGGGACAAGAGGCUAUCUAGCUCCAGAGUGGAUCACAAGCUACGCGAUCUCGGAGAAGAGCGAUGUUUAUAGCUACGGGAUGGUGUUGCUAGAGCUGAUAGGAGGAAGAAAGAACUAUGAUCCAUCAGAGUCGUCUGAGAAGUGUCAUUUUCCUUCUUAUGCUUUCAAGAUGAUGGAAGAAGGGAAUCUUUUGGAGAUUGUUGAUGGGGAGAUGAAGAACGUUGAUUUGAACGAUGAGAGAGUUCAAAGGGCGAUGAGAACUGCGCUUUGGUGUAUACAAGAGGAUAUGCAUUUGAGACCGUCGAUGAGUAAAGUUGUUCAAAUGCUUGAAGGUGUUUUCCCGGUGGUGCAGCCUCCGUCUUCUUCAAAUUUGGGCUCGAGGCUCUACUCGAGUUCGAUCAGCGAGGAAAGCGGUGGUGGUAAGUCGUCUGGACCGACGGAUUUUUACAGUGAGAAUGAUCUAUCUGCGGUGAGACUUUCCGGUCCGAGAUAGCAGAUCUUGUGUUGUAUAGACUAUUGUGUUGUGUUUAAAAUAAGAGAAUAGUAGUGUCUCCAGUUUUGUAAUGUUCCAAAAAAUUUUAAGAAAAAAAUCCAUUUAAUACAAAUUUAAUUUUAAUUGCUAAUUUUAUA
Brassica napus (rape) is the source of this 6364-nucleotide messenger RNA. RefSeq names its product G-type lectin S-receptor-like serine/threonine-protein kinase SD2-5. Gene Ontology annotation, molecular function: ATP binding; protein serine/threonine kinase activity. The coding region runs from base 3726 to 6227 and encodes 833 amino acids. Gene Ontology annotation, biological process: protein phosphorylation. The record is from RefSeq and is a predicted model, not a curated record. The transcript has a single exon. Lineage: Eukaryota; Viridiplantae; Streptophyta; Magnoliopsida; Brassicales; Brassicaceae.